Messenger RNA from Oryza sativa Japonica Group (Japanese rice), 1093 nucleotides. RefSeq lists its product as uncharacterized. NCBI's taxonomy places the organism in Eukaryota, Viridiplantae, Streptophyta, Magnoliopsida, Poales, Poaceae. The record is from RefSeq and is a predicted model, not a curated record. Gene Ontology annotation, molecular function: protein serine/threonine kinase activity. Gene Ontology annotation, biological process: protein phosphorylation.
AAGAAAAUCUGCCGUCUCGUCUGCUCCGCUCAUCUCGCUGCUGAACAGGGGAGGGGAGGGGAGGGGAGGGGCGCUGAUCUCCAUCUCAUCUGGCGAGGGGAGAGGAGGUGAUCCUGAUCUGGAAGAAGCUCUUCUCUUAAUUUCAGAGAGAGCCUUAACCUUAGUAACAGUUUGUUUGUUCCCCGAAAAGUUCCCAAGUUGGAUCCGCCCAUGAAUAAUCAAUAAAGCGAGAUGGACGAACCAUCAUCAUCAUCAUCAUCAUCAUAUCCAUCUUCCUCUGGUGGGAAAAAGAAGCGACCACGCUCUCCUGGUCACAGCGAUGAGCGUCCAGUGCACACAACCCAAAUAUACACAAGCAGCCUUGAGGACACCCUUACGUUCAGUGAUACCAUGAUUGCUCUUCAACUGAUGCGCACACAAUUCCCAAAGCUAGAGAAGGUUGUGACAGAACCAUUCAUUUUGCAGUCACAGUUGUAUAGUAGUGUGAAGGACAGGACACAAGUUGAUAGAGACCUUGAGUCCUUGAAGAAAGACAAAGUAUUGCGUGUAUUCAAACUCAAUACUGGGCAGGAUGAUCAUGCAAUCAUGUUCAUGGAUGAUUAUCUGAAACAGAUGGCGUUGGCAGUCAAGAGGUCAAGGGGUAAGGACCAAGAUGGUACUGAAGUUUUUGGGUGGUUUGAGAGAUAUGUUAUUCAUUUGAAGCUUGAAGUUAGCAUUGAUCAGCGCGAUCUGUUUUCUCUGUUAUCACUUGGAGGUGAUGUAACUGACAAACAUAUCACAUUACUGAUGAAUGCUGGUCUCUUAACUCGCCAAUUAAUUGAUCCAAACAUGUACUGGUUUUCUAUACCAAGUAUUGGUCCCGUCUUGAAAGGCCUAACCCAGGGAAGGAAGGAAAUUCUUUCAUUAUUGAACCGCAAGAAGUACAAGGAGAUGCUACUCUCUUCACUGGAGAAGACAAGAUUACGGUUUUCACCUCUUGAUGUGCGCUUUCACAUUCGCGACUUAAUUGGAUCUGGGCACAUAAAAACAGUUCAAACACCCACUGGUUUACUUGUUCGCAUAUCAAAAGAUUGAUAAAUUCGAGUUUUUAUUA